This is a messenger RNA of Rhododendron vialii, 2591 nucleotides long. RefSeq lists its product as uncharacterized. The record is from RefSeq and is a predicted model, not a curated record. The coding region runs from base 97 to 840 and encodes 247 amino acids. NCBI's taxonomy places the organism in Eukaryota, Viridiplantae, Streptophyta, Magnoliopsida, Ericales, Ericaceae. The transcript has 5 exons.
UUAUACGGCCAUCUGAUAGAGCCAGAGGACAUUUGAGUGAAUUCGUCUUCUUCAAAUUCUCCGAAUUAACUCUCUCACUCUCGAUCACGAGGAUCUAUGGUGAAGGCGGCGUACGCUUCAGAACUCCCGUUUUACGUGCCUAUUGGUCCUAUUGUGUCCAGACCGGUAUCCGAGAAGGCAUCCGAUGUACCAUCGAGCUCCACCACCGCAAACAAGCCGGCGUACGCUUCGGAACUCCCGUUUUACGUGCCUACCGGUCGUAUUGUGUCCGGACCGCUAUUCAAUGAGGUAUACGAAGAAGAUGUACCACCGAUCACCACCGCAAACAACCCACCGCCUCCAAGUACCACCCCAGAAACCGAUCCACUUUCUUAUCGAUCCCUGCUCCCUCCCGAACCUCUGUCGUCGUCGUCGUCUUACUCGCCGUAUGGUUUCUACGGAGCCUUUAUCGAUGUGCAUCCGAUGAUCGAAGCCUACAACUUGCCCGACUACCCAAACAAACCUCCCAAGAGUUGGUUGGAGGGCCUUGAACGGAAUUUGAAUUUUAGAGUAGCAAGAGCACGAGCCCUUGGUUGGUAUCCUCCCCACACUUCCCAACAGCAGGAUGAGGAGGAGGAGCAUGGAGAAGGAGAAGAACGGCCGACCAAGAAGCCUCGUUUUUCCAUAGUGCCAUAUUUACUGCCUUCUCUCGAAGUACCACGGAUUAGAGUUCGUAACUUCACCAAGGAGGAGAGGGAGAUUUACAACAAGAUGGUCUUCGAUAGCGAUGGUUUUGAUUGUCCUUACGUUCCCCCUGAGAUUGCUAUCCCUGGUAUCCUCAAGCCAGUUAAAGUGGAAUAGCUGAAGGGCUUGGAAGAUAUGGCAGACUUAGCUAUGAAACACUACAAUGACCAAAAUAACACGUCGUACCAGUUUGUCGAGGUCAUCAAAGCCAAUAUGAGGUGGGAUAGAGGUAGUACAUAUAACAUUACCUUCCAGGCCAAGGACGGCACAACUUGUUCUCCUCCACAGAACUUCCAAGCUCUUGUGACUAAAUUUAUGGACAACACUAAGGUCCUCUUUUGCAGGGUUGAACAAGUAUCCAAACCACCCGGAGAUAAAAUGCCACGCUAGUGUUGUUUACAAAUGGUAGGAAGAGAACCUGGAUUCGUUCAGCAUAUUCAAAAUUGUUUUCCCAUCCAAUGUCUAGUGUUUGCAUUUGUCACCUUUGGUAAUUGUUCUGUGUUCCUGCACCAUUGUUUAUCUUGAGUUUCCCUUUCCACAAAAUACAUGCCUAUGCCCAGUUUGUCAUAAUGGCUGUAAGUAUACUUCAGUAAUUUGGUUUGGUUAUUCCUCCUUGCAUGUUAUUCCAAAACAUGAAAACCCAAAGUUAUAUAUGUGGACUAUGAACAUAUGGUAGAUUUGUUAGCAAAGAUUGAUGUUUUGUGUGUCGCCUUUCGCGUUCCUUCUAAUAUGAUUUGUGUUGUAAAUUUUGAAGCAUUCAUAAUUCUCGAUGCAAAGAUCAUCCCCCCCACCCCCCUUCCCCCCCUUUUUUUUGGGGGGCUGAUUUAACAAGCAACUGUUUCUCAGUGAACCACUAUAUUCUGGAACAUUUAGGCGGUAACAAAGAAGAGGAUCUCAACAUAUUGUUACUGUGGUGAAAGGAUUUGAUGUUUCUGUGUAUUAGAAAUUCACUUGCCUAUCUUCUGUUUGGUAUAAUGUCAGCUAGUAUUUUUUGAUAUUAGAGUUUCAAUGCAAUUCUAUGAACUAGAAGUUGAGGCACACAAAUUUUGUAUCGAGAUCAUAAUCUAUACAUAACAGUAUCACUAUUAAAGCAUCAUAAAAUCAUCAAUAAGCUCUCAUGCACCCGACAGUAUUUUUUUCCCUUGUUUCUUUUAUGGGGAAUGAGCUUCAGUGAUGUAAUGACUCUGGAAAAAGUGAAACGAACCAAUGAAGAUACCGAACAUAACACCAAAGGAAGGAAGUAGAAUAUUCUUGGACAAACAGAAGUAUAUGAUAGUGAAUCAGGUGACAAGGCUAAAAGUAAACACAAAAACUUAAGAAUCGAAUUCGACUGCAUGAAUUACCAUCCACGUGCAUAGAUAACAUGAUUGAAAUCAACACAGUUCUGGGUCUCCUCCGCAAGUGAUCAUUAAUAGUCGGGUAAUCAAACAAAAAUUUCCAUUCCAUCCUUGUUCAUUUUCUUCACAAGUUCCAAUUGAGGCUUUGCCUUUGGCAGCACAAAAUGUGGGUGGAAAAGGGUAAGGUUAGUUGUGAAAUCCAUUGGUUUUGAUUUUCAUGGAGAGCCCACUAACGUAUUAGUAACAGAAGCAGUACUGGAAACCGAAGCAGGUUUGGGGGAUGAAUUUAAUAAGGGGGUUGUCUGACUGUCUGCCAUCAUUUUUCCUUGGAUAACUUUCCAUUGUCUUGCUAUCUUUGUUCUUUUGUGUUGCUUUGUUUUGUGUUAUUUCCCCUUGCUCUUAUUUUCACCGACUUAGAGAAAGGAAAAACAAAAUGUAUAUGUACAUAGAACACCAUUGGCAUUUAUUUACUUGCAAUCACCGCAACUAUUGUAGCAUUUUUAGGAUUUAUGAGUCAAUUAGAUGCCUAGU